UGCCCAAGAACAAAAUAUUGAUUCUGCAAGUGCAGUUUAAAAUAUCUGGAGUGCCUGAUCAUAUCUGUGUCAGUAAGAAGGUCUCCAUGGAUCCAUUUGUGGGCUUGGUGCUUUGUCUGUCCUUUCUGCUUCUCCUCUCACUGUGGAGACAGAAAUCUGGAAGAGGGAACCUCCCUCCUGGCCCUACUCCUCUUCCAAUUAUUGGCAAUUACCAUCUGAUAGAUAUGAAGGACAUUCGUCAAUCCUUUACCAAUUUUUCUAAAACCUAUGGCCCUGUGUUCACUCUGUAUUUUGGCUCACGGCCUACUGUGGUAUUAUAUGGUUAUGAGGCAAUGAAAGAAGCCCUCAUUGACCAUGGAGAAGAGUUCUCUGGAAGAGGAAGGUUUCCAGUUUUUGAAAAGGCUUCUAAAGGAAAGGGCCUUGGUUUUAGCCAUGGAAAUGUAUGGAAAGCCACAAGGGUCUUCACAGUCAAUACCCUGAGGAACUUGGGCAUGGGAAAAAGGACCAUUGAGAACAAAGUGCAAGAUGAAGCACAGUGGCUCGUGAAGGAACUUAAGCAAACAAAUGGCUCACCCUGUGAUCCCCAAUUCAUCAUAGGAUGUGCUCCCUGCAAUGUCAUCUGCUCCAUUGUUUUCCAGAAUCGUUUUGAUUAUAAGGAUAAGGAUUUUCUUAGCUUGAUAGAAAAAGUGAAUGAGUGCACUGAAAUUUUGAGCUCUCCUGGGUGUCAGAUUUUCAAUGCAUUCCCUAUUCUUAUUGAUUAUUGUCCAGGAAGUCAUAACAAAUUUUUAAAAAAUUAUACAUGUAUUAAGAGCUAUCUUUUGGAGAAAAUAAAAGAACACGAAGAAUCAUUGGAUGUUACAAAUCCUCGGGAUUUCAUUGAUUACUUCCUAAUUCAAAGACGUCAGGUAAAGGGUUAA
Molecule: messenger RNA, 917 nt
Organism: Mus pahari (shrew mouse)
Lineage: Eukaryota; Metazoa; Chordata; Mammalia; Rodentia; Muridae
Product: cytochrome P450 2C40
Exons: 5
Coding region: 87-917 (276 amino acids)
Biological process (GO): xenobiotic metabolic process
Cellular component (GO): cytoplasm; intracellular membrane-bounded organelle
Molecular function (GO): oxidoreductase activity, acting on paired donors, with incorporation or reduction of molecular oxygen, reduced flavin or flavoprotein as one donor, and incorporation of one atom of oxygen; heme binding; iron ion binding
Source: RefSeq, a predicted model, not a curated record